CUCAACUUUCAAAGAGAACAUUGAAUCCAUCAAAUCAUCAUCGAAAUCACACAAGAAAGUGACAUUAAUUUAGUCAAAGAGUCCAAUAGUUUCCCAUAUCUUAUUUAAGCCGCAUAGAGUGAGUUUUUAACAUAUUUGUGUGGUUCAGAGUAUCCAAGAGCCCCACAUAAUGUCAACAAAACUCACGGAAACGACAAGCAUUGUUCUACGGCAUUCUUCAAGGAUUUGUAACUUGAAAAUGACAAAAGAAGAUGAAGCUGUGAUCAUCAGCAACAAUGGAGAAAAUGGAUUCUCAGCUGCUCAACCCGUCCCUGCUGAAAUGUUGGAGGAGGAGAAGAAAAAUCCCGGUGAUCUUAAACAUCCUAGCAUUCCUGGUUGGUUUUCAGAGUAUUGUCCAAUUUGGCCAGGACAAGCUCACUUUUUAAAGGUAGAGAAAAUCUUAUUUCAAGGAUCGUCCAAAUACCAAAGUAUGAUGGUGUUUCAGUCAUUAGCAUACGGUAAAGUUUUUGUCCUUGAUGGAGCUCUACAACUCACAGAGAAAGAUGAAUGUGCUUACCAAGAAAUGAUUAGCCAUCUUCCACUUUGCUCAAUUCCAAACCCAAAAAAGGUAUUGCUUAUUGGGGGAGGAGAUGGUGGCAUCCUUAGAGAAAUCUCUCGCCACUCUUCUGUGGAGAAGAUUGAUAUUUGUGAAAUAGACACAAUGUUGGUUGAUGUGUAUAAACAAUUUUUCCCAGAUGUUGCAGUUGGAUACGAGGAUCCUCGGGUCACACUUCAUGUUAGAGAUGGAAUUGCAUUUUUGGAGUCUAAUCCAGGAGGAAACUAUGAUGCAAUAAUAGUGGAUGCAUUCGACCCAAUAAGGCCUGAUCAUGAGCUUUUCAAAACCUCAUUCUUCGAGUUUGUGGCAAAAGCUCUCCGACCUGGUGGAGUAUUGUGCAUCCAAGCAGAGAGCAUUUGGUUUCACUCCCUUGACAUUGAAGAGCUUGUCACAAAAUGUCGCCAAAUAUUUAAAGGCUCGGUUGAAUAUGCAUGGACUAUUGUUCCUGCAUAUCCAAGUGGGGUUAUUGGUUUUUUGCUUUGCUCCACCGAGGGGCCGCCUGUCAAUUUCAAAAGUCCAAUCAACCCAAUUGAUCCAGAUAGUUAUGGCGUAGCAAAAGGACCCUUGAAGUUUUACAACUCAGAGGUUCAUUCAGCUGCAUUUUGUUUGCCAUCUUUUGCUAAGAAGAUGAUUGACUCCAAAGUUGGUAGCACCAUGAAUGGAGUGGGUACAACUACAACUAAGACAUAAGUGAAAGUUCAAGUAGAAGAAAGUUGAGUAGCAUUGUUUGCCACAAUUUAUAGACAUUCCUCGACAAUAAUCUUAUCGAAUUCAGACAUCAUGAUUGUGUUUUGAUUGUAUUGCCAAAAGUUAGAUUUGCUAGAAUUUUAUCGAUUUGGUUGGCUGGAAAA
This is a messenger RNA of Quercus lobata, 1446 nucleotides long. Its product is annotated as spermidine synthase 2-like. Gene Ontology annotation, biological process: spermidine biosynthetic process. Bases 170 to 1285 code for a protein of 371 amino acids. Gene Ontology annotation, molecular function: spermidine synthase activity. NCBI's taxonomy places the organism in Eukaryota, Viridiplantae, Streptophyta, Magnoliopsida, Fagales, Fagaceae. The record is from RefSeq and is a predicted model, not a curated record. Gene Ontology annotation, cellular component: cytosol. The transcript is spliced from 9 exons.